Molecule: messenger RNA, 2202 nt
Organism: Adelges cooleyi (spruce gall adelgid)
Lineage: Eukaryota; Metazoa; Arthropoda; Insecta; Hemiptera; Adelgidae
Product: kanadaptin
Exons: 10
Coding region: 161-2068 (635 amino acids)
Molecular function (GO): protein binding; mRNA binding
Source: RefSeq, a predicted model, not a curated record
CGUCCAAGUGCCGAAAUGUGAUAAGGAAUUGUUGAUUUUAGAUUUACAUUUUUAUAAACAUUUUACCGUUUCCCAAUUAGUAGUUUAAAUUUUAAAACACAUAUUUUGUUUUAUAAAGUAUUUAACUUUAGUUUCAUAGGUUCUUCCGUGAAUUUUAGCCAUGGAAAAUGAAAAAGAUGCAGCUGCUGUAUUCAAAGUACCUCAUCUAAUGAUUGGGCCGAGGCCUGGCACAAAGAAAACUGUAAGCAACGUUAAAGAAACUGUUCCUACUGUUGACGAAGAGCUUGUUAAAUUAGAUCCAAAAGACAAUGUCGAUAAAGAGAAAACAAUUGAACAAAAAGAAAAACCCAAACGAGUAUCACAAGUUCCUAUUCCGUACGAAGAACCGUCAUGGGGUGGUAAACCUGGAGACAAAUAUUUUUUAGAGGAAAUGAAAUCUGGAGUCAUUUUAAGUACAAUAGCACUAGAAGGAAGAUCAUUUCAUUGUUUUGGCCGCUUAGAUAAUUGUCAUGUUACCAUGGCACAUCCAACAAUUUCUCGCUUUCAUGCGGUUCUCCAAUAUAGAUCAACAUUUUCCACAAAUGACGAAAAACGUGGAUUUUAUUUGUACGACUUGGAAAGCACUCAUGGAACAUUCCUUAAUCGAUUAAGAAUAAAACCUAAAACAUACGUCAAAGUUCAUGUGGGUCAUUUGAUAAGUUUUGGCGGCAGUACACGAAUGUAUCUACUACAAGGCCCACCUGAUGAUGAAGAAGAUGAAUCCGAAUUGUCUGUUACUGAACUAAAAGCUAAACGACAAGCAGAACUUGAACAAAGGGAAAGAGAUAAAGAAUUAAAAAGACUACAGUUGGAAGAAGAAGAAAGAAAGAAAAUGGAACAAGGGGUGGAUUGGGGAAUGGGAGAAGAUGCGGAUGAAGAGGAAGAUACAAAAGAAAAUCCUUUUGCUCCCAAAGAAAACGAACAACUUUACUUAGAUGAUCCUAAAAAGACCCUUAAAGGCUGGUUUGACAGAGAAGGACAAGAAUUUGAGUAUGAUGUAUCAGAAAAAGGAUUUGGUACUUUUACAUGUCGUAUCGAGUUACCGAUAGCGAAUAUUACUGGUAAACCUCAGAUUGCUGAAGCUACAGUGAGUGGGAAAAAAAAGGAAGCUAUCGUACAUUGUGCUUUAGAAGCAUGUAAAAUUUUAGAUAUGUACGGUCUUCUAAGACAAGCUACACAUGAAAGUAGAAAGCGUAAAGAGAAAAAUUGGGAAGCAGAUGAUUUUUAUGACAGCGAUGAUGACAAUUUCUUUGAUCGUACAGGAGAUAUUGACACCAAACGAAAAAAGAGAAUGAAAAAAUUUGGCAAAGCAGCGGAAACAGUUGAUACAUAUGAUACAUUGAUGCAAAAACAUAAAUUGUUAAUAGAUGAUUUAAAGCAUACGUCAAAUAAAUUAAAGAGAUUAAAUAGAAAUGUCAAUAAAGAUUAUGGUGAGAAUAAUGAUGAAGAUUCUCUGGAAUCGUAUAUGGCUGAUUUAAGAAAUUAUAAGACUGUAGAUAAAAUGGAGAUUACGCGACUUAAAAAUAAAAUGAAUGAACUACAAGAAGAGGAAGAGAAACUUAGAAAAAUAAUAAAUAUUGUAAAGCCUACAGCAUUACCUGAACUUACAAAACCCCAAGUUGAAGAAGUUAAAAUAGACAACCCUAUAGAGGAAAAAAUAGAGUUAAAACCAAAACUUAGUCAAUCAACCAAUGAUGAUCAACCUUCGAUAAAACAUAAAAGUAAAGAAGAAAUUAAUCCAGCCGAAUGUCCAAUUAAACAAAAUAUUCCAAAAUUACCAAAAAAAAAUAUCGUUGAGGAAAAAGAGUCUUCGGAAAAAGAAACCUUAAAAAAAGAAGAAGAAAAAGCUCUAAAAUAUUUGAAAGACACUGAGAAAAGGCAGAAACAAUUAGAAAAAAUAGAAAAAAAGAUUAUUGCCAAGACUGCUGAAAAAGAUAUGACAGAAGAUUUUGGAACAAUGGUUUGGAGACCUCCAUCUGAUCAAAAAGGCGAUGGUCGUACAAGUUUAAAUGAUAAAUACGGUUAUUGAUUGGUAAAUGUAGUAAAAAUGUAUAUAAAAUGUAAAUGUCAAUCACUUUUGAUACAUAAUAUAAAUAAUGUAUAUAUUAGCUAUUUAAAAAAAAAUUGUUUAUGUUAUGACAAAUCUUGUAACAAUAGUAAUAA